This is a messenger RNA of Didymodactylos carnosus, 2001 nucleotides long. The record is from the annotation of a GenBank genome assembly. NCBI's taxonomy places the organism in Eukaryota, Metazoa, Rotifera, Eurotatoria, Philodinida, Philodinidae.
AUGGCACAGGCCAUGAGCUCGACGACAAUCAGUAGUUCCGCUACUGCAUCUCUCUUCGUUCGAGAGCUUACUUCUUCAUUUGUUCAGUGGCUGAACGAUACAAAUCCAUCACCUGUUCUACAAUCACUUGAACGUCUUCGUAAUUUUUCUCUGUCAUCACUGGCAACGACGACAGCACAAUCGACGACUGGAAAUGAAGUGGAAAUAAGAUCAUUCAAAUAUCUGAAGGAUAAAGUUCAGCAUGGUGGAGAAACUGAUGACAACGCAUCACUCGUCUCAUUGAUUGUCGAUACAUUGGUUAUUCCAUGUUAUCGAUUUUAUUCGACGCACAAUGCAUUAUCAUUGCAUUUUUUCCAGCUAUUCCAUCGACUACUAUCACAUUCUACCGUAUUCAACAAUGAAAAUUAUCGGUUUUCAAUCUCCGUUAUUAUUUCACGUUCAAAUCUUUAUCCUCCGAAAUCACCUUUCUUGACUAUCGAUAAAUGGUCAAAGAAGACAUGGCUCGGAAAACAGAUUGGUCAAAAUCCCACGACGAACAAGCUGAUUUUUCGAUCCGAAAAACCGUUUCCAUUCGCGUCAGGGUCUCAAAUAUGCAACACUUUGUGUGACAAUGCCAAAUAUCCCAUCGAUAUCGCUAAUCAAUACACUUGGCUCAUUGAAAAAGCAAAAAACAAUCAACACACAAAUGCCGACGAAUUAACUCUUCUGCAAGAUAUAUUAAAUCAACUAUUGCCUUGUCAAUCUAUUCUACAAUCCUUUUUGAAUGCUAAUCAAUGCCUAUCCUUGAUGUUAUCGUUUGCUGUACAACGUCAACGGAUCAUUGAUGUUCAAAUAAUGGAUGUCACCAAUUCGCAAGCUCAAGUACAACUAGCAUCCGUAAAAAAUCAAAUGUUAAAUCAAUUUGAAUACUUACCGAAUUCCAAUGGCAGUGAUUUCAAAUCGAUUCGAAGUGAUUGCAAAGUUAAAUGGACAGACGGUAAAGAAUUUAUCUAUCACAAUAAUACAAUUCAUUCACAGCCAUCGUUUCUAUCACCUUUGUCAAAAUUGUUACAAUAUGCAUAUGUUGAUCAACACAGUGGCGAUAAUGUGAACGUGAUACUACGGGAUUUAUUCUUGCAAACAAUUCAUCGACUUUUCACGCAACAUUUGAAAACAUCAUCACCGAGUCAGGAAUUAGCGCAAGCUGAUUUGAAAGACUUUUUUCUCUAUUUCUUGAAUCACGAGGACGAAAACGUGCGUCAAACGGGCACGAAACUCGUCACAACAUUUGUUAACGAUUUAUCUGCAUCGGCCGAUGUCGAUCUGCCACCAUUGAUAUCAUGUUCAACUAUGAAACAUCUAUUUGAAUCGAUGAUUGAGAAUGAACAUUUUCAAAUCGAUGAAAUCAUAUUAAAUGGAUGCUUGCGUUCAUCGAUGAACUGGCCAAUCGAUGACCUCUGUUCACUGUUGACAUCCUUAUCGAUGAAAUUGAGUGAACUAUCAACAGUACGAACCGAAAUAGUCGAUCGUCAUCUUGUAUGGUUUCAAUUGUUUGUCAAUAUCAUCGAUGAGAAUCACGAUCGAUUAACGUUAGUCACAACAAGAACAAAUCAAAAUUUCAUCGAAUUUUGUCGACAAAUUCAAGCAUCAACAUUUAUUCGAUUGCUCAAUCCGACAAUACAGAAUUCAUUUCGAGUAAUCAGAUUUAUCAUCAAACAUUGUGAAAAAGAUUGGAUCAAAGUUUUAUUGGAAAUAAUCGAUCAACAGAUGCAAAGUGAUUCUCAAAUACAACUCGAUUUUGCCGAAUUAUUGAAAGAAUGUCGUCAAUAUGUUUUCGAUGAAUGGCAAAUUUCAACGAGUUUCAAUCUUCUACUUUCGUUAGUACAAUCGAAUCUAGGCGACAAUCCACAAUUGUUAUUGGAAUUUCUUUUAUUAUUAGAGAAAACAUUCGAUUCACAAUCCAAACAAAAACCACGCUUGAUGAAUAUUGAUUUCACAAUAACAAUCAAACCGCUCGUCAAU